UGCUCGGAGGUAAAUCACAUGAUUUAGCUCCGCUCAUGACAAGAAUGACAGGGGUCCACAAUUGCAUGUUAAUUAUUUUAGAAGUGACUUCAUGAUCUGUUUGUUUAUUUGAGGCAAAACAAUCCACCAUGGACGAUUCUAUUCCAUUGGCCCUCAUGCCCAAAUUAAGCACGCUGCCUAGUACAUCAAGUUCGGUGUCUGAUAAAGCACAUCCUUACAGUGUCGCAGGUCCACCACAACUAUCUCUAGUAUAUCUCUCCUCGAUACAUUUGUCAUUUAUAUUAACAUAACAUUGUAUUAGAUCAUCAACAACGAUAAUCAACUUCAACCUAAUCCCCAUCAAUUAUGGAUUGCCACAGAGAAAUGCCGCCACUAUUGGUACAGCCUCACAUUAAUAGCAAUGUCGCAACAUCGCAAUGGAAUCUUGCCUGCAUUUGCGAACCCUCGAAAUAUACUCUGGCGCGUCCCUGCGAUCCGUAAGGGCUUGAGAAGCACUUACAUAGGUCACCUCGGCUCUUCUCCAAGCAAAGCACUUUGUAUUCAAGCAUCCUCCACUUGGCGUGUCACGGAUAAUACAAGUUGCGGCCUUGAUAAAGAGGAGAAGAGGGUCCCUGGGUUACUACAGAUAGGCACUCGUGUUCCGAUCCCGUGUGCAUUUGGCGGAGAAAGUUUCCGUCGGUGGGUUGGGACUACAGAUGAAGAGAGAGACAUACCAAGUUAUCUUGGAAUUCUGGCUUUGGGCUGGUGCUAUAUCCUAUCUGCUCACUUGGUAGAGGGACAGGGAGAGGGCGCCAAAAUGAUGUAUACAACCUCAAAAGCUAUGCUUUAUCAACAAGAAGCCAGCCAUGUACGUACUCCCAUGGCGACUGUUGCUAUUGGCGAGGUCAAGGAGGAUGUUGCCCGGUGGUGGGCGGCUAUUCUAGCCCCCGGCGAAGGUUGGAAGGCCAUCGUCUCCACGAGAGACGAUGGAGAGUAUUUGGCACCUUGGUCUAUAUCUCGUGAAGACACGUACUGUGGUGGCAUUAACUGGCGGGAAAAGGUUUCAGUUACUGGGGAGUCUAACCGUUCUACCCCUCCAUCGUCCAGAGAGGCCUUCAAUCUCCUCGCUAAAUUUUCUCUGCUCCAUAACUUGGGUAGCCAAUUUCUUGUAGCACUGGCGACAGCCAUGACAUUUCCGACACACAAUUAUCACGGAACCGUUGUUCGAAUACCGUUCCCCACGGAAACCAGAGGGGAAGAGAAGAGCGCCAUUCUCAAAUCGAUCAUACCGGAAUGGGUUACAGUGUAUGAAGAGCUCCCGUUCUACAUGGCUUUGAGUUGCAAUCCCGAAGUUGUUAUAUCAAGCCUUUGUGGGAUGUUUUGGGAGGCUGGUGUUACAUGCAACCUGGUUAGCCCUUGGUUGCAUCCCAUUUUGAAUGAAGUACCAGAGGGUAAAGGGAUCAUCGAGACUCCCGGCCUUUACCAUGAAAUUCUUGCUAUUAUAUCCGGUCUUCGUAGACCACGAAUGACUGCUCUUUUCCUCGGGGCUGCGGCUAGUGGCCUGAUGCCGAUCAUUUUUGGUAGAAUCAGAAGAGGCAGACCGCCCCUUGACGCCAAUGCCUUUCCAUGGACAGGGUGUCCACAAUCUUUUAUGGAUGUUCCAGGUUCAGGUCCGUAUAUUUGUGAGGGAUCGAAUGACAAAGUUCGAAGAGAGGAUGUGUGGCGCCUUCUUUACCUCCCUCCUGUUGUCGAAGAUGACCUCUAUUACAACAGUCGUCCGUUUACACCUUGGGCGCCAUUUGGGAAUAGCAGUGUGCAAAAUUGUGUGUUUCGGGUUACCUCCCAUUUAUAUUGUUCAAGGCAUCAUCUGCAAUAUCAGCACUGGAAUUGGGAGCUAGUGGAUGGUUCAAUCUUUGAAGACCAAGGAUUCGACAAAGCUACUAUGCAAUGCUCAGACAGUUUAAAGAUUGAACAGAGAACAACUACAGAGUUUCCUACCAUCGAGAUUGAUCAGGAGGCAUCCCAGGAGGCAUCCUUGGACAUAUUUCGCUGGGUUAUGGUCAACGGCGAAGGAGUUCCUCCCGAGGAAGUAUAUAAGGACAAAUGGGUACAAGUCGAAAGUGACAGUGGCGAGGAGUCAGAUGUUGCAAACGAGGACAGCCGUGUUAUGAUAAAGGAACAGCAGAAUGGGCUGGAAGCGUGGCUUGGCGGGGUCAUUGAAGCCGCCCCAGAUAAAUUUCAAUUGAAUGAUAUAUGCUAGCGACUGUCUUCUUCCGUAGACGGUUGGCGAGGGAACUCUACCAAUAAUCAGGUUUGCCGCCUGGAUGAUCACUACAUCUUUUGCAAAUCCUGUAGUGUACACCAUUA
Messenger RNA from Hymenoscyphus albidus, 2346 nucleotides. Lineage: Eukaryota; Fungi; Ascomycota; Leotiomycetes; Helotiales; Helotiaceae. The record is from the annotation of a GenBank genome assembly.